Molecule: messenger RNA, 750 nt
Organism: Letharia columbiana
Lineage: Eukaryota; Fungi; Ascomycota; Lecanoromycetes; Lecanorales; Parmeliaceae
Exons: 4
Coding region: 1-750 (249 amino acids)
Molecular function (GO): hydrolase activity
Source: RefSeq, a predicted model, not a curated record
AUGGCGGAAGUUGACAAAGCAUGCUGCUCUCUCCCAGCAGUUACAACGCAUGAUUACAAGCCCAAUGGCACCUACACUAAGCUCGCAGGUCUCGAUGUCUAUCAAACGGGCCCACCCAACUCCACCCGCGCCCUCAUAGCCGUCUACGACGUCUUCGGCUCCACACCCCAAACUCUACAAGGCGCCGACUUACUCUCCCAUUCCCUCGAUGCUCUUGUUCUAGUGCCCGAUUUCUUCAAAGGGAAACCGCUGCCGCUGAGUCUCUACCCGCCGGACACGGAUGAGAAAAAGAAAAUUGCCGGCGAGUUCAUGCAGGGAACUGCGAAUAUUGACGUGAAUUCAAAGACAUUGGGAAAGAUGGUGGUGGAGGCGAAGGGUGCAUAUGGGGAUGUAAAAUGCUGGGGAUGCUAUGGGUUGUGCUGGGGUGGGAAACUUGCUGUGUUGAAUUCUGGUGCAGGGACGGAGUUCAAAGCUGCUGGCACGGCGCAUCCUGGCCGUCUUGUGAAAGAAGACGCCGAGAAGCUGACCAUACCGUUCAUCUGCCUUUUCUCCAAAGAAGACGGAACGCCAGAAUUGAUGCAAGAGUACGGGCAGGCACUGGAGAAGAACGAUGAGAAUGUGGUAGAGAAGUACGGCUCUAUGCAUCACGGAUGGAUGGGUGCAAGAGCAAACCUGGGUGACAAAGAGAACUUGAAGGAGUUCGAGAGAGGGUAUACCCAGCUGGCUGGAUUCUUUUCCAAGCAUCUGUGA